UGUCCCCACGUUGAAAUUUUAAUCCAAAUCAUUGCAAUUCCAGCUUUCGUUUCAAUCAGUUACAGAUAUAAAGCAGUCUGUAAGUAUACAUCCCAUGAGAACCAUUCAAUUUCAGUUUCAAUCCAGAUUUCAUCUUCGAAUUUGAGUUUUUGAUCGAUGAAAAUGGAGGUGGUGCCGUAUACUGAUCCUAAAGAGAAUUCAAUCACGCCGCCGUGGCAGGAAAUGUUCCGAUCAGCUUCCACCCGAAAACCCAAUCCGUCGUCUCCCGAAACGAACAUUCAGCCACCGCCGCCGCCGGAUCCACCGCAAUCCACCACAAGUUCUGAUGAGGAGAAGGAGGAUUCUUCCAUCUCCGGUGAUCCUCAGGUGCGUCUUGCCCUUUAUAUAGCCAUGGCUCAUGCUGGAUUUGCGUUCGCUUUCUUAAUCAUCUAUGGCGUUUAUAGGUUACUUGAACAGUAUCUCCGGCCGAUUCUGUGGGCUGUUCUUUGUUCCAUUCCUCUUAGAGGAAUUCAACAAACUCUAGUUGCGUUUUGGUCUGAACCUUUGAAAUUAGGGCUUACAGAAACUAUACUGGCUGUACCUGUAUCGAUGUUUAGGGUUUUUAUCGGAGCCCUAGUUGAAUUUCGAGAUAUAUUCUACAAAAUUAUCCGUCGGAGAAAGAAGAAAUCGAAUUCAAUGAAACGAAAACGUAGCGGAUUUUCGAUUUUGUUAAGAUGGUUGUUGUCAUUUUGGGUUUUUGUGAUGGUUUAUGAACAAUUUGGGGGUUUUGGUGCGAUUACUCUUUUAGGGUUAGGGUUUAUGUUUACAUCUAGCAAUGUUGAUUCCACGAUGUCUGUUGUUUCAUCUUUUCGAAGCCAUAGCUUUAAACGAAGCCCUUAUUCCGCCAUUUUUACGAAAAGGAUUCUGAAUCGAUUAGAAACUGUUGUUGCAAUUGGAUUGAUUGUGGGGAUGAUUGUGGGUUCGAUGGCGACUGUUACGUUCUUCUCGUAUAAGGUCGGAAUCGAGGGGAAAGGUGCGGUUUUCUCGAUCAAGUCGCAUGUUGAAGAAAGCAAUUAUGCGGAAAAGAUCGGUCUGAAACAAUGGAUGGAUGAACAUGAUGUGCCGGCAAUGGUGGAUCGGUAUACUAAUCAGUUUUACGAAACUGUUUACGAACAGAUCGAUAGUUUAGCAAUGCAGUAUAACAUGACUGAAAUCGUUGAGGAGAUGAAACAAAUUGUUUCGCCAAAAUUCACGAAUACUUCUGCUCGAUCGAAUGCAUUAGCAAUCCCGAAUCCGUAUGCUGAGAAAAUUCUCAGUUUAAGAAGACGGGUUUCUAAUCGUGAAUGGGCCGAGAUUUAUCCAGAAUUCAGUUCUUUGUUCAAAGAAGUAGUGAUCAGCAGGGAGGAUAUCACCGAGAAGGCGAAAUCGAUCGCUUUUCAAGGGAAAGACGUGAUUCAACGUGUUUUGGCUAGUAGUAAAUCGAUUGUGGGUGGAAGCACAAAGCUCGUUUUUGUCGUUAUCGAGUCGAUUGUAUCUGGAGCAGCCGGUCUUUGGAAUUUUAUUUCGCAAAUGAUGGUUUUCAUAUGGGUUUUAUACUCUCUAAUAACCUCGGAUUCUGGUGGGGUUACGGAGCAAGUUAUGUUUAUGUUCCCGAUCUCGAAAUCGGCUAGAACACGAUGUGUAGAAGUUCUCGAUAAGGCUAUCUCCAGCGUUCUUUUGGCGACUGCCGAGAUUGCUUUCUUUCAAGGAUGUCUUACUUGGCUUUUGUUUAGUCUAUUUGACAUCCAUUUCUUGUACAUGUCGACCGUUCUUGCGUUUAUCAGCCCGUUUUUCCCGUUACUUCCGUAUUUUAUUUCAACGAUCCCUGCAGGAUUGCAAUUGGUGCUCGAAGGUCGAUAUAUAAUCGCCAUUUGCUUGUCGGUGAUUCAUGCCGUGCUUAUCGAAUUUGGUAUUACUGAAAUUCGAGAGGACAUACCUGGUCACAGCGCGUAUCUCACCGGGCUUAGCAUCAUUGGCGGAGUCGCAUUGUUCCCAUCGGCAGUUGAGGGUGCAAUAAUGGGGCCGUUGAUAACGACAGUCGUUAUAGCUCUCAAGAACUUGUAUGUAGAGUUUGUUUUGGAUGAAGUCAAGUGAAGAAGCAGUUUAGUUUGCAGGAAGAUUGUUGAAUUUUGAUACAUUAUUUAGUGGAAAUUUGGAUUCAUGACACCCUUGGGAAAGCAUAUGGUGUUAUUGGAGUAAUUUUGUUAGGGUAAGUAAAAGUGAUUUCUAUUCUUUGAAAUUGUAUUCUCAAAUCAGUUGGCAAGACUUUGUUCGAGUUCUCUUGUUAUGUAUGUCUGUAUGUAGUAUGUAAGUUACUCUGUACCUACAAGUUUAUAAAGAUGAUUUGUUGUGCU
Messenger RNA from Cynara cardunculus var. scolymus (artichoke), 2372 nucleotides. RefSeq lists its product as uncharacterized. The transcript has 2 exons. NCBI's taxonomy places the organism in Eukaryota, Viridiplantae, Streptophyta, Magnoliopsida, Asterales, Asteraceae. The record is from RefSeq and is a predicted model, not a curated record. Bases 157 to 2112 code for a protein of 651 amino acids.